This is a messenger RNA of Haplochromis burtoni (Burton's mouthbrooder), 991 nucleotides long. RefSeq lists its product as uncharacterized. The transcript is spliced from 8 exons. Lineage: Eukaryota; Metazoa; Chordata; Actinopteri; Cichliformes; Cichlidae. Bases 247 to 876 code for a protein of 209 amino acids. The record is from RefSeq and is a predicted model, not a curated record.
CUCUCCAGGAUCCACAUAAAGAGAGACGGACGGAGAGAGCAGCGUCUUCUUCACAGAGACACCACCUGCAGAAUCACCAGAGAGCCUCCUGAGCAGCAGCCUUCAUCCUCCUCAUCCUCCAUCAGAGCUGCAGCAGAAUCACAAACAGCACAGGUUGGUUUUCCACAGAAACACAGCUUAUGUUCAUGUUUAUGGUCGAGGCAAACACUGAACUCUGGAUCUGUCAGCUGAUUGGCCCUCUCCAUCAUGCUCCGCCCUCUGCUCUGCCUGUGUGCUCUCAUUGCACAGACAGGUGCUCAGUGGUUCUAUCAGCAGACAUUCACUGAGUCUUCAGUGGUGAACAUCAGCUCAUGUCCCAUCACGUAUUAUGGACAGCAGUACGAGCAGCUCUAUGUGAACAUAACAUCUGGAAAUGUUACCGCCUGUUUCAACGGCUUUUUCAGUCCUGAAACUGGAGGCGACUGUGUUGUGGAGCGUUCACGGGGCGCAGAGAGUUUUUACUUUGCGAUAUAUUCAAAUCAUUAUUAUUAUAAUGAUUAUGAUUAUUGCUACUUCUAUAUAUAUUUCAAUAAUAUGUAUUUGGUUCAUCUUAUCUCUGGAACACAACGAUAUCUGUACUCGUAUAAUUACAUCUCUGAUCCAACGGAGUUUGAGCUUCAGGUCGGUGGAACCACAGUUGAUACAGUGAAUGUUACUGCAUAUACAGUUUAUUACUUCAGCUUCAGUGGAUGCAGACACUCAGGUCAGAUGUAUCGACCUGGUGCAGUGAUCAGCUCUGAUCCAGAAACCUGCUUCAGUCUCACCUGUAAUGAGACUGCAGUCCUCAACACUUCCAGCUGUGGUCCACUGGAGCGUUGUCAAGGCAACAACAUGUAAAUAUGUCUUCUUUGUAUUUAAAAGAAAGCAGGAAGCGUUAGUAUUACAUCAGCAGUGAUUGAACUCAUUUUGAUCAGAGCAAAGAGCUUCUUCUUCUUCUUCUUCUUCUUCUUCU